AUGAAGUUGCUUAAGGAUUAUGGCUACACUAUUGACUACCAUCCGGGCAAGGCAAAAUUGGUGGUUGAUGCAUUAAGUAGGAAGUCUACAGCUCAAUUUGAAGACACUUACUUAAUGAGCAUGAGAAGGAAAGUUAAACAAGGGGGAAAGUCUGAUUUCUCUAUUAGAGGCGAUGAAGCCUUGGUAAUUGGUUCUCAGCACUAUUGUACAGCUAAUAAAGAGCUAAAAAGGAAAAUAUUGGAAGAAGUCCACAAUUCUGCUUGUGCUAUGUACCCUGUAUCGAUUAUAUCUGAUAGAGAUCCAUGGCUCACUUCGAGGUUUUGGCAAAGAUUAAUGAAGGAACUAGGUGUUAAGUUGAAUUUGAGUACCAAUUUUCACCCUCAGACUGAUGAACAAUCUAAGAGGACUAUUCAGACCUUAGAGGACAUGUUAAGGUCAUGUGUAUUACAGUUUAAGGGAAAUUGGAAUGGGUAUCUACCUUUGGCAAAGUUCACCUACAACGACAAUUAUCACUCGAGCAUUCAGAUAUUACCUUAUGAGAGCAUAGUAUGCUUUGGAAAGCAAAGGAAGUUAAGUCCUCACUACAUUGGACCGUACAAGAUAGUUGAGAGGAUAGGUCCAGUGGUUUACAGGUUAGACUUGCUGGAGGAGCUUUCUCGAGUCCAUGAUGUGUUCCACAUCUCCAUACUCCAUAAGUAUAUCUCAAACCCAUCGCAUGUGUUGGAGACACCAGAGAUUGAGUUGAGAGAUGACUUAUCCUAUGAGGAGCAGUGA
Messenger RNA from Ziziphus jujuba (common jujube), 774 nucleotides. RefSeq lists its product as uncharacterized. The transcript has 4 exons. Gene Ontology annotation, biological process: DNA integration. The coding region runs from base 1 to 774 and encodes 257 amino acids. The record is from RefSeq and is a predicted model, not a curated record. Gene Ontology annotation, molecular function: nucleic acid binding. NCBI's taxonomy places the organism in Eukaryota, Viridiplantae, Streptophyta, Magnoliopsida, Rosales, Rhamnaceae.